AUGCCGGACCCGAACCCAGAUUUCUCCGCUCAAAUUCGAGAACUCCAACAACAGCUCGAGGCACUUCGGACAAGCGUUCCUGCGAACAGAGAUGAGACGCCGCGCACGCACACACGUGUUACCGUGCAUUUGCCAAAAUUCACACACAACAACCCGCACCUGUGGUUUGCUCAAGUGGAGCGAUCAUUCCGUUUGCACCACAUUGUCGACGACACUGACAAGUUCGACUUGGUGACACUGCAUUUGGAAGAAGAUGUGGUUUUGGCUGUGGAGGAUUUGGUCACUCGUCCACCGGCAGACAACAAAUACGCAGCAACCAAAACUCGCUUGCUGCAGAAGUUCGCUGAAUCGCCCGAGUCAAAACUGCGACGACUACUUCAAGGAGGAGGUGCCACCGGAUUAAAGCCUUCGGAAAUCUUGGCAAAUAUGCGACGCUUGGCCCCGGAUCCUGGCAGCGAAAACAUCAUUCAUACCCUAUUCCUGGCUGAGAUGCCAGCCUCCAUUCGUCCGCUGCUCACCGUAUGGGAUGAGUCGGACUUGGACAAGCUUGCGAAGAUUGCAGACAAAAUGCUCGAAGCCAUUAGCACGAACGCCUCGUUUGCCAUCAACACAUCUUCAACUGCUGUUCCUCCAGCAAAUCCGGCUAUCUGCGCAGUUGCCCCUGCAGAUCCUUUGAAAGAACUUUCUGACAAUUUACGUUCGCUCAUGCAAGAUGUCACGGCAUUGAAAAAGGAUGUCAAGCGCAUCCAAUCACACAACCGAUCACGCAGUUCAUCUCGUGGCGCCAGACCAGCAGACAAUUCCGGUCAACCGACUUCAGGAGCACAGGAAAAUCUUUGUUUUUACCACAAGCGCUUUGAGGAGCUGCCGCCUGACGCGCUGGUCAGCGGCAGCCAGGACAGCAGCAGCGAUCCACCAGUUCAGUCAGCUGUUCCACGGGAGCAGCGUUUGCACGUCACCGAUCGUACCUCCAACAUCAGAUACCUCAUCGAUUCUGGAUCUGUGGUUUCAGUUGUACCUCGCACGCUGGUUAAACAGAAAACCACCCAAGCCGAUCUGACGCUAUACGCAGCAAACCAGACCAUCAUUCACACCUAUGGUAGAUACAUAACUAAUCUGGACUUGGAUCUCAGACGCAACUUCACCUGGCCAUUCAUCAUUGCGGACGUACACACACCUAUAAUUGGAGCAGACUUUUUAGCCGAAUUCCAGCUUCUUAUUGAUCUCAAAAACAGAUGCCUUAUUGACUCGGUCACAGGACUGGAAUUUCUAAAUUUCGAGACCUUCUGCAAGAGUUUGUGGAAGUCACUAAACCGUCAACGAAGCAUACAAAGCAACAUGAUGUACAACACCAUAUCGAAACAUAAUGGGACCACCGUUUCUGACCGACCACGACGCUUAUCUGGAGAUAAACUUGCAACUGCGAAAAAGGAAAUCAACUUUCUGAUUGAGCAAGGCAUAUGUCGUCCCUCCAAAAGUCCUUGGUCCAGCCCACGCCACAUGGUCACCAAAAAAGACGGUGGCUGGAGGGCAUGCGGCGAUUAUCGUAAGCUCAACUCGAUUACGAUACCAGAUCGCUAUCCGAUUGCACACAUUCACGACUUCACCGAACAGCUACAUGGUGGGAAAGUCUUCUCAACGCUUGAUUUGGUAAAGGCGUACUACCAAAUUCCCAUGGCGGAAGAAGACAUCCAGAAGACGGCCACGUUCCAGCGUUUUAUGGACAACAUUUUUCGCGGCAUGGACUUCGUAUAUUGCUACAUAGACGAUAUACUUAUAACUUCGAAAUCGAUCGCCGAACACGAAGAACAUCUUCGAGCAGUGUUAUCAGUCCUGCAGAAACACGGGCUUAGCAUCAAUCUGAGCAAAUGUCAACUAGCGCAAACGCAAGUUAAUUUUCUCAGCUAUACGAUUAACGAACACGGCAUCAAACCACCGUCCAGUCGCAUCGAUGCCAUCCUCAAUUAUGCUCGUCCUGAAACUAUCAGCCAACUAGGCCGUUUCUUAGGCGUUAUAAACUACUAUCGAAGAUGCCUACCUCGAUCUUCGCACACUCAGGCACCGCUGUCCGCGCUGUUAAGAAAUGUAAAGAAGAACGACCAACGACAAAUCAUCUGGACUACAGAACUCAUCUGGUUUGUGACGCAUCGGACCUCGCAAUCGGAGCAGUUCUGGAACAACGCACUAGUCAUGACUGGCAACCUCUAG
Messenger RNA from Drosophila yakuba, 2208 nucleotides. RefSeq lists its product as uncharacterized. The transcript has 5 exons. The coding region runs from base 1 to 2208 and encodes 735 amino acids. Lineage: Eukaryota; Metazoa; Arthropoda; Insecta; Diptera; Drosophilidae. The record is from RefSeq and is a predicted model, not a curated record.